UAGGUGGGCCUGAUCCGGAGUUAAGCAGUGACAAUUUCAACUCGUGAAAUGAAAUAGCCAAUCCAUUUUUUUCACAUUUGAACUAUUGAAACAAUCUAAAAUGAUGGCAUUAAACCUAGUGAAAGUGUUACUGUUCUCAACAUUAAUGACUCCAACGAUUGCAAUUGAGGGAACUACUGAAUCAACGGAUCGCGCGAGAAAUGUCUCUGAGAGAUUUACGUCCACUACAACGCUGACGGUCAACAUAAGGGACGAUGACGAUCAGGAUCCAUCGUUUAUCUACACCGGGUGUAUGUUGCUGGAUGGGGCGUGUAUCAACACCGAGUAUUCUGCCUCUGUAUCCAGUGGUGUACUGUCCGGAAUACUCAACAUAUCACCGGAGAAAAUUCAGGCCAUCGAUAUGGACAGCAUAAAUGCGCCAAUUCAAUACUCAUUUUUGAGUGGCAAGCCCGAAAAUUAUCGUGAUUUCUUUGAGAUCAAUCCAACCACUGGUGCUGUGAAGCAAAUACGAGCUGUGGAUACAACUGUUACCAAGAAGUUUGAUAUCAUCAUCAAGGCUGUCGAAGUGUCGGAAGCAAAACGUUCUACCACGGCGAAACUUACGAUUACUGUUAAGCCGGUAGACAGCAAUCCACCGGUUAUUACUGCAUCCGCAGUCGAGGGAUUUGUUGAUGAGAAUGCACCUAUUGGAACUAAAGUCAUUGACAAGGGUGGGGCCGCCAUCAAACUCACCGUGUCUGAUGCUGAUUUGGGACCAGAGGAUCCUAAGCCAAAUUACACGUUCGAAUUAACAACUAAUUUCUUUUCAAUCGAUCAAUCCGGAACUCUAGUAGUGAACGAGGAGAAUCUCGAUCGUGAUCCACCGAGUCCCGGACGUUUUCGAUUUCAAGUUGUAGCGAGAGAGAAAACUGGUGUGGCGGCAUCCGCCCCACUGUCAUUUGUAGUAACACUUAAUGAUGUCAAUGACAAUGCACCUCAACUGCCAAUGAUACCACCGAUUACAGUCCAAGCGGGAGAAGAAGCCAGACGGGAAGUCAUUAAGGUCGAAGCCACCGACAAUGACGAGGGUGAAAAUGCUGAAAUCACCUACAGCAUUUACCACGUAUCCAAUAAUGGGCUUCAGAAAUUUAAAAUUGAUCCAAAGACCGGUGUUAUCGAGUCGGUGCGUAAAUUGAAUGCCGGUGAACAGUAUAGCAUUACUGUUCAAGCUACUGACAAGGGUGGCCGAUAUUCACAGACCAUUGUUGAAGUCAAUGUGAUACCUGGGCCAAACACUAGAAGUCCUGUUUUCCAGGAACCUGUUUACGAAGUGCAAGUCAGCGAGGGGGCUUCCAUCAACUCCACCGUUGCAACCAUCACGGCGGUGGACCCUGAAAACGACCCAGUAUCGUAUUCAAUAGUUUCGGGCAAUGACUUGAGGCAGUUUGCGAUCGGUGACAAGUCAGGCGUUAUUACCGUUAUAAGGAAGUUGGACAGGGAAGACUUGACGCGCUAUCAGCUGCUGAUAAAGGCAGAGGACAGCGGUGGACUUUCUAGCACAGUGACAGUUAACAUCAGGGUCACUGAUAUUAAUGACAAGAAUCCCGAGUUUGUGGGAUUACCUUAUGAAUUUGAGGUGAAAGAAGGUGAAGCGAGAAAACUCAUUGGCCACGUACAUGCUGAGGAUGCGGAUGAGGGGAUCAACUCUGAGGUCACGUACUUUGCACCCGAUGAUAUACCAUUCACCGUGGAUCCCGAGACCGGCGACGUUCUCACUAAAAUUGCACUCGACUAUGAGCAAAAUCAUGAGUAUAAAUUCGUUGUAACUGCUCGAGAUGGUGCCCCAGAUCAUCGUUUAGCAACAGCAACAGUUACAGUGAAAGUUAUCGAUGUUGAAGAUGAGGUACCCGUAUUUCAUCAGAGCAGUUAUGAGGCACGGGUCAAGGAGAAUGUACCUGAUUACAUGGUCAUUCAGGUUGUGGCCGAUGAUCCCGACACGAAGAAGCAGAUAACGUACGUAAUUAAGGAAGGAGACACUGACCUCUUCAGCAUUGAUCCAAAAACCGGGGUCAUCAGAACAAAUCGUGGAUUGGAUUACGAGAGAGAUAGCCAGCACAUUCUCAUCGUGGGUACUUUGGAGAACACGAGCGAUCUGCCAGGCUCAACCACUCGAGUGGUCAUUAAUGUUCAGGAUGCCAAUGAUAUCCCACCGGUAUUCACUACAGUCCCACGUCCAAUCACACUGGAUGACGAUGUUCCUAUAGGAACUACCGUGAUCAAUCUUAAUGCCUUAGACUCCGAUGGUACAGCUCCUGGUAAUCAGGUUCGAUACGAAAUAAUCGGACGGGGAAUAGCCCAGAAAUACUUUGUAAUCGACCCAGACACUGGAAUUCUAACAGUACGUGACGAUUUACGCAAAGAAACAGAUUCUGAAUAUCAGGUGGACGUUAGGGCUUACGACCUCGGUGAGCCUCAGCUCUCGUCAGUAACUACAGUGCCAAUUUACGUGCGUCAUGUGGCAACGGUAGCCCCAGAAGUUGGCCUAGGCUUUGCCGAAGACUCUUACAAUGUCGAUGUGCCUGAGGAUGCACAUGAUAAUACACUCAUAAAAAUACUAACCGUUAUAAACAGUCAUACACACGACUCCACGCCUUUGACGUGUGAAAUUUACAGUGGUAAUGAGGAGGGAUUGUUCGAAGCCACCAUUACUGAGGAGAGAAAUUGCGCAUUGAAGCUUAAGAAGGGUAAACUCGAUCAUGAGACUACUGAGAGCUAUCAGAUUAAGAUUAAGUUGGAGUCGUUAUCUGGUCUAUUGAAUUCCCACAGGAAUACAACAAUGGUAAAGAUUCAAGUUCUAGACGUGAAUGACAACAAACCGGAGUUUAUAUUCCCAGAGGAUCCCUUAAAUCUCCGCAAAGGCCAUUACUUCGCAUCAAUACCGAGGACUGCGCAAUUUUCCUCAACAGUUUUGCAAGUUAAAGCCCACGAUAAGGACAAUGGAAAGUUUGGAAAGUUAGAGUAUAAGAUGCUGGAGGGCCGUGGCACUCAAUACCUGAUGAUAGAUAGUUCCUCGGGCAUCAUAAAGACAGCUGCAACACUGGAUAACGUCAGUGAGGACGAACUCCCGUUCAAGUUUAAUGUGCGAGUUCGAGAUCAUCCCAACAGUACGACGAAAUUCCACACCGCUGAUGCACGAGUUAUUGUGAAUCUCAUCGACGAGGAGGAUUUACUCGUUUUAGUCAUUCAAGACGCAUCCCCUGACACUGUGCAGAAGGAAGCUUCCAAGAUUGUGAGGAUUUUAGAAGAGAAAUCAGGACUGAUUAUUGGUAUCGAGAGAAUUGCUAUGAGAAAAACUGUUACGAAGAAUGGCACGGUCGAGAGCCAUCCACUAGACUCGGACGUGUGGUUUUACGCCGUCGAUCCAAAGACUGAAACUAUUCUUGACAGAAAUAGCUCACAAUUACAAAGAAUGGUGCUGGACAAGCCCUCUGCUUCAUCGAUAUUUUUCGAUGUUUCCGCGGCCCUUGGUGCGAAUGCAAUCGAGAUACAUGCACCGGUAACGGCGCCAGAGCCUGUACGCACUCAGACAGCAGUUGCAUUCAGUGGAGAGGUAUUCCCAUAUGCUCUCAUAAUUAUAGCCUGCGUUAUCCUUGUACUGGGCAUCGCUGGAAUAAUCUACAUCUGCGUAUCGUGGUCUAGGUACAAAGCGUACAAAGACCGUAUGCAACGGAUGUACGUAGUGCCUCGUUACGACCCAGUAUUCGUAGAAACAGAUCUCAAAGAGUACGAGACCCAAGUCCUCAGGAUGAGUGUGCCAAAUGACGAUAAUGACAGUUACAACGAUCUGCAGAUUGAUUUCAGUAAUAAAAAUCAUGCAUUCAGUCUCGACAACGUCAGCUACAUCACCAAAGAUCACAGUGGAAGCACAGGUCAACAGAGUCCCGUUAGUUCUGAAGCAGCGACGACAGUUCGUGCCUCCAGCAUCGCUGGAAAUCACCCAGACGCUGGUGUUCACUCAUUAAAACGCUCGACAAUGGGGCGUAAAAAUGUGGGAAACACAAACACAAUAAAUACGAUUGAUACACCUGUUCUGAACCCCCUGUUCAAUCACAACGAUUUAUUGAGUAAUCCGAGUCCAUCGAAUGACAAUGUGACAUUCAGAGAACGAAAGGAUUAUUCACAUCUUGGAUUCUCUUAUUUAACGGAUCAGAGCCCAGUGGAGACAACGACAGAGUUAUAAUUCUUCCCUCUACAUUAUUGUGAUCUACUCUGAAUAGAGUGAUGAAUGCCUGGUGUUUCAGUUGAGGGAACCGAGAGGAUUAAUUUCCUCCCAAUUUUAUGAAGAAUAUGCAGAGAAUCAAAUACUCUAUUGUUUUUACUAUUCUCGAGUGCAUGAACACUUACUUGUGUGUGAGCUGACACACGAUUUUUAUGUGCCAAGUCAGCUGCCGUCCGAUAGGCUUAAGUGAUUAGUUUAUUAACGUGUGAACAUAAUUAAUGCAUAAUUGAGGGAUGAUUACUUGUGUGAGUGACAAUUGUACAUGUUUGUAUCUGUGGAGAAGUGAUGAAACGUGACAAGUUGAAUUUGACUUUUAUUGAUGGUAAAUUGUUGAGAAAAAAAAUUCUCUUCACAUUUUUCAAUUGCAGUUUAUCAUAAUUCGAGUGAGUGAAUUCUUAAUAUAAUGUGUAACAUUCACUUGUUGGGCAACAUCUCUUUCCUCAUGAUGUGGUUUUAUCGUGUAUCAUAUUUUUAUUAUUUAUAACUAAUUGAGGUUUGCUCAUGUUAAUGAUUUAUUCAGGUAAUUGACAGUGAUGUACUUAAUUGCGAAUUUAAUCAUGCGUUGAAGUUGUGAAACGUGUUAAAUUGAAUGAAAUAUAUUUAUUAAUUAUGGGAUUAUCUUGAGGAUCACUCACUGCAGGCGAAAUUUUAGCAGAUAAUUCGAUAAUUAAGAAUUGUGUUGUGACGUUUUGCUUCAACUUGUUGUAUUCAGAGCCUUUGACCAAUUAUCCAUUGACUUAUGAUAAUUUAUUUCUUACUUGGAUCAAAUCGAUGAGUGAAGAAUGACUUUAUUUCAAAGAAAAAGAAUUGUGGAGGUUUUUGUAAUUUUUCAUGAGAAUUUUCAAGUGAUUGCCGUAGCAAUGAAUUAAUUAUCUUCCUCGGGGUAUCAGAGUACUGCCAAUGAAUCCUUAAAAACUACAGUCAAUCGUAAAUGCAGCUUUUCCAUGCGUAUUUUCCACCGGAAAAUUUCCGCUUGCACUGGGUUUAAUGCGAUAAAUUAAAAUCUACUCCAACCCCCCUGACAUUCGAUUGAGUGUAGGAGAGAGUGAGGCAAAAUGGAAUCUUCACUUGUAAACAGAGGUGUGAGGAUUCUGGGUCGAUGAAAAACAUUUCACAUUGCCCCACCUUCCCCUACGUAAUUUGAAUAAACUCGUGAUGCUUAUUUUGAUAUGAUAAUUAUAUUAUUACAAUGAUUAAUGGUUGAAUAAUGUUUAAGUGGAGAGAAAUGUGAAAUAAAAUUGUAUAAAAUUUGUUAAUUAAU
Molecule: messenger RNA, 5519 nt
Organism: Diachasma alloeum
Lineage: Eukaryota; Metazoa; Arthropoda; Insecta; Hymenoptera; Braconidae
Gene: Cad99C
Product: cadherin-99C
Exons: 18
Coding region: 101-4219 (1372 amino acids)
Biological process (GO): homophilic cell-cell adhesion
Cellular component (GO): plasma membrane; catenin complex
Molecular function (GO): calcium ion binding; cadherin binding
Source: RefSeq, a predicted model, not a curated record